AUGCCGCUCCCCUUCGUCACUGGCGGCGGCGUCCUCUCCACCCCCACGCGGGGCGGCGCCACUCGCGGUGGCGGCAGCCUACUCCGUUCGGUGUCCCCUCUCCUCACCCCCGCUCCCUCCGCACCGGCAGCCAGGUAUCACAUCCUCGUCCUCCUCGUCCGUGCGCCUCUCGGACAUCCGUUCCCAUUUUUGGUCAGAUACAUGUGUGGGUGGACUCGGAGCUGGGCGGCGGGCGCGGGCAUGCAUCCAGCAAGCACAGCAGCACUCUGCGGGCUCUCCAUCUCCAGUACAGUCUCCACACUCCACCUGGCCGCUCAUCCCCAAGUCUUCUGCGGCAGUGCACCCCUGCCAUGGCUAAAAGAUAACAGAUGUGAAAUUUAUACCUUCCUACAGCUCGCAGCGUUCUGA
Messenger RNA from Miscanthus lutarioriparius, 408 nucleotides. The record is from the annotation of a GenBank genome assembly. Lineage: Eukaryota; Viridiplantae; Streptophyta; Magnoliopsida; Poales; Poaceae.